CAUUCCUUUUACUGAUUUAUUUUGGCCUUCUUGUUCCGUUGGGUCUCCGCAAUGUUGGGUCGUCUCCUUCUAUGGACAUUUCUGGUCCUCUGGCUGGUGCAUAGUGCACACCUGAAGAACAAUGGAUACAGACCAGCACCGGCUUCUGGUGAACCAAAUGGACCUGGCCCUCAACCCAAUGGAAAUGGUGGGGGUGUUGGAAGGAUUUUGACGCCAUUUGGUGGAUAUAGAAACAAGGGUGCCACCAAGGGAAAUAGUUAUGGUGCUGCUGCGGCUGUACCCAGUGGGUAUGGUGCUAAAACCAAUGGCUAUGGUGCUGUUGCAGGUCUACCCAAUGGAAAUGGCCAAAAGUCAAAUGGUUAUGGUGCUGGUGUGCCCAAUGGCAAAGGACAAGGAGCUAAACCCUAUGGCGCUUCAGCUACUGCAUCCAAUGGUCAUGUUUCACCAAAUCCAAAUGCUGGCAUGAAAGGACCUAUUAAAGGAUAUAGUCAUCCACCAUUUGGUGCAGGUGCUGCUCUUGGAAUGGGGACACAAAGACGUAUUGGGGUACCUCAACUAUCUGCAAACAGGAGGGGGGUGUAUGGCGUAAAUGGUUAUGGAGCACAGCCAAGGAAUGGCUACAGGCCAAAUGGUGCUUAUGCCAGGGGUGGUCUUGGACAGGGCUUCUCUACUGGAUACUCUAAUGGAGCUGGCCAAAAAGGGCCCAAGCCAGGUUACACUUCUCCAGCUGCUGUGCCCAAUGGACAAGGUGCUAGGCCCAAUGACUAUGGUGCAAGAGCAGAUGUGCCCAAUGGACGAGUAGCUAAGCCCAGUGAUCAUGGUGGUUUACCCAAUGGAUAUCGUCCCAGACACAAUGGUUAUGGAUAUCCCAGUGGGGGAGCAAAGGCACCCAAACUAGGCUAUGGUACAGGAACUGGGGUGACCAACGGACAAGGAACUAAACCCAAAAGUUACGGAAUUGGGCCAACCCACCUUCAGAAUAGUAAAGGUAUUGGAGCACGUGCACCAAAUGGAGAAGCUAAAGCAACAAAUGGCGGUUACGACAUGCCAAAUGAAUUCGGCCUACCAAAUGGAUAUGGCUUGCCAAAUGGGCAGUUUACAAAAGGUGUUUUUGCACCGAAUAGAAAGGGUCCUAAAGGGGAUGUUCGUUCUCCUGAAGCACCAAGCAUUGCACCAGUUCCCGAUACAGUGCCUAUAGGACCAGAGCUAAUAAAGGGUGUUGCUCCAGCUCCAAAUGUGCCACAAGGAAAGGCAUACCCCAAACUGGCACCGUUACAACAAGGAAAUACAUACUCAAAGCCAGCACCAGAACCAGGACAGUUUCCUCAAGGACAGUUGUACCCUCAGCCAGAACCAGUUUUAAUUCCACAAGUAAAGUUGUUCCCUAAGCCAGAGCCAGCACAAGAACAAGCACAAGAGCCAGUACCAGUUUCAAACAGAAAGACAUACUCAAAGCCAGCCCCUGAACCAGCACAGUUUCCACAAGGACAGAUGUACCCUCAGCCAGAACCAGUCCUAAUUCCACGGGGGAAGUUGUACCCUAAGCCAGAGCUAGCAAAACAGCCAGCACCAGUUCCACAAGGAAAGACAUACCCCAAGCCAGCACCAGUUCUACAAGGAAAAACAUACCCAAAGCCAUCACAAGUGCCAGCACCUAUCACUCCACAAGGAAAGCCAUGCCCCCAAAAAGUAAUAGAACCUGCACAGGUUCCACAAGGGAAAGCAUACCCCAAGCCAGCAUCUGAACUAGCACCUGUGGUUUCACAAUGGAAGCCAUACCCAAAGCCAGCACCAAAGCCAGUGACACCAGCACUACAACAAGGAAAGACACCCAAUGUGCCAAAUAAGGGUGGUGCUGAAGGCUUGGUGCCCAAUGGACAAGCGCCCAACUUGCCUUUAGACCAACUUGGUUAUGUCACUGGAAGUGAGGUGCCUGAGAAAAAAAAUGGCGGACCAAGCAUAUCUCCAGGUGAUAGGGACAUAGUCCGUGAACGUAACGGACUCACUGUUACAAAAUAUGUAGCAGCAUUUUUACCUGAAACAAUGGCAGCUAAAAACACUGGUCCCAUUGUCACUGAAGAUACCCUGACUAAAGCCUCGCCAGUACUACCAUCAGAUGAAGUAAGCCUUGGAAGUAAGCCUGCAUUUGUGCCUGAAGAAUCAGCAGCAGUGUCUGAGGUGCUGGAAUCUGACAUUGGGAAUCCACCUGAUUAUGGUCCAGGAGCUGGUAUCCCCAGAGGCCAAGGUGUUAAACCCAAUGGUUACGGUGCCGGAGCCGGUUUGAGUGGAGGUGCUGCCGCCAAAGGAUAUGGUGGAAACCCCAAUGGGUAUGGUGCUGGAGCCACUGCACAAAACAGACAUGGAGCCAAACCUAAUGGUUACGGUGCAGGAGCUGGUGUUUCAAAGGGCAGUGGAGUCCCCAAUGGCUUCAGUGCUAAACCCAAUGGCUAUGGUGCUGGGGCAAAUGGGGGAGGGGCAAAGGCACCCAAACCAGGUUAUGGUGCUGGAGCAGGAGUCUAUAAUCCAGUUGCUGUUGGCUAUGGAAAUGGAUAUGGAGCAGUUGGACAUCCUUUUGCAGGAAAAUCCAAACAACAUGAAGGUUAUGGUAAUGGCAAUGGGCAGGGUGUCUACCCAGGAGCUGCUUAUGGAAAUGGCUAUGGCACACCUACGAAUGGAAAUGGCUAUGGCACACCUGCGAAUGGAAAUGGCUAUGGCACACCUGCGAAUGGAAAUGGCUAUGGCACACCUGCGAAUGGAAAUGGCUAUGGCACACCUGCGAAUGGAAAUGGCUAUGGCACACCUGCGAAUGGAAAUGGCUAUGGCACACCUGUGAAUGGAAAUGGCUAUGGCACACCUGCGAAUGGUGGUUCUGGACCUUAUAAUGGAGCUCCAAUCAUUCCUGCUGGACUAGAUGGAACAAUUCAGUUUCAACCUCAACCCGCUGGCCUAGGAUUGAGUGGGUCGUAUGGUGGUCAGCCACUCAGUACGGGCCAAGAGGCAAAAUCUUAUACAAAAUAUGGCAUUGGGGGGUUGCAUUUUGGUGGUCAACCCCUCGGGUUGGAGACUGAUGUUGCAAGCAAAUAUGGAAAAAGUGGAAGUCCCUAUGGAUCGGACAAUAGCAAGUCAGCUGGUCAAUAUGGAUACGGUGCACCCUAUGCGGGACAACCGCUUGGCCAAAUGGAGGAUCCUGGAAAAUCAGCUGGCAAAUAUGGCUAUGGAGAGAUGCCAACUAACCCUCAGCCAAUUGGACUUGGUCCACAUGCCGGCAAAUCGACUGCAAAAUAUGGACUCAGCCCUGAUGCUGGAAAAUCUUUAGGCAAAUAUGGGGGUGGUGCACCCGAACCUUUUGGCUUAGGGGGUGAAAAGCAGAAAUCUGCGGACAAAUAUAGUAAUCUUGGUCAAUACGAGCCACACCUCCUUGAACCAGGCAUGGUUGGCAGAUCCACUGGACAAUAUGAAAAUGUUCUGCCUUAUGAACCCCUAUCCCUCAAUCCAGUGACAGCUGGAAAGCCAUACGGUAGUGAAAAUGGACAAUUACCACCAGCCCAAACUGUAGGCCGUGAAGGAGAAGGCAAAUCUUCUGGCAAAUAUGGCCGGGGUUAUUUAAAUGGACAAGUACAAGCUGAAGUGGUCUCUUUCCCCACUGCAACCACUUCCUUGCCCUCCAUCUCCCAUGCCCCAGUCCCCUUGUUUGUGCCUGUAGUGUCUUCUUUCCCCUCCGAGGCCCCAUCUGCGGCAGAUUCGGAGGUCCCAGCUGAGCCUGCGGGCACCGCCGCCCUGUCUGUCGUCCAAACACAAGCGCCUCCACUUGGGUCUGAUGCAACGCUGCCACAGACAUCCCAUCAGAUACACAUUCAGCAGCACCUCAAGCUGCACAUUCACCCUCAGGGUAAAUCAUGGAGAGGAGGUGACAAGGAGAAGAAAUAUGAAUUAACAGGAUUCUUAGGCAAUGGUAGACACCAAGGUUGACCUGGGCGACAUUGAGGAUUUUAUUGAAUUUUUUCCUACUAGAUUUUGUUUUACAUUCCUGUUGUUUCUUUUAUAAAGCCCUUUAUACCUCAGCAGUUGUCACCAAGUUCUUAUAAACAACCUAAAACUCCAAAGAGCAAGCAACAGCAAGAAAUGCAGUUUGUGGUUUUUAUACAGUUUAUAUACAGUGUGUUUUUCAAUUAUUUGUGUAAUGGAUCCUUAGUUUUUGUUAUUAUUAUUCAUAUCUACCCUGAUACCAAACCAGUCCGGCCUGACAUAUUUAAUGCCUUGUCUGUAAUAUGAGUAGAACUAAGAAACCUUUAAAAGUUCCUUGUUUGUUUAUACUUUUGUCUAGCUUAUUUCAUUAUUUUAUUUAAAUUCCUAACCUGUCAUAAAUGCGCUUACUGGUCAAGAUGCAUCAUGCUUUGAUAGUAUUCCCGCUACAAAUUUGAAAUGUUGAUUGAAUCAGUCAGUUUUCUUCUGCGUGUUGUCCACUGCAUAGUUUUGUAAACUCAGACUAAUUUAUUUAGCAUAUCAAAUGUUUUUUUUACUACCUGUGGCAGUCAACUGUCAAUUUUUUUAACAGUUUUGACAUAAUAAAAACAGACUGGAAAUACAA
Molecule: messenger RNA, 4588 nt
Organism: Esox lucius (northern pike)
Lineage: Eukaryota; Metazoa; Chordata; Actinopteri; Esociformes; Esocidae
Gene: cmn
Product: calymmin
Exons: 44
Coding region: 52-3969 (1305 amino acids)
Source: RefSeq, a predicted model, not a curated record